Nematolebias whitei (Rio pearlfish) is the source of this 1016-nucleotide messenger RNA. RefSeq names its product protein phosphatase 1 regulatory subunit 3C-B-like. Gene Ontology annotation, biological process: regulation of glycogen biosynthetic process. Gene Ontology annotation, cellular component: protein phosphatase type 1 complex. The record is from RefSeq and is a predicted model, not a curated record. Gene Ontology annotation, molecular function: protein phosphatase 1 binding; glycogen binding. The coding region runs from base 76 to 870 and encodes 264 amino acids. Lineage: Eukaryota; Metazoa; Chordata; Actinopteri; Cyprinodontiformes; Rivulidae. The transcript has a single exon.
CCUGCUGUGAACUCAGCUGACUUGGCCCAGUGUCUGAGCCUCAAUAAUGGCCAGUAUCUUUGCCGGCUACUAUCCAUGUCUUCUCUGAAACCCACGCAGCGUUAUGAACUGCCACUUUACACGCCAGAAAGAGUCAAACUUCAUCCUACACGACUCCCUUCCUUUUCAUUGCCAUCCUUGGCUCAAGAGUCUCCCAAGCUACGAAGCUGUUUCCGCAAAAACAACACCGGCGUGAACAAGAAGCGUGUGGUGUUCGCUGAUGACAUGGGGAAAAAACUCACUGAGGUGCGUCUAUACACCCGGGAGUCCUUCUCCUCUUUCGACCAGGUAAAAGGGCCCCCUCCUGAUUGUUUUGAAGACCAGCAAAGUUCUAACAACCCUGUCCGCACCAACUUGCAGCUGGGUCUUCCUCAGCCCACACAAGACCUUACACGUCUACGAGACAAGAGAAUACACGUGGAGAAUUAUAAUGUUUCAAAGAACACCAUGACUGGCACAGUGUGUGCCAUGCAAAGGGCAACAAAUGCUGUGUGUAUAAGAGUGACUUUUGAUUCAUGGAAAACCUAUAAAGACAUCCCCUGCACAUUCUUGAAGUAUGACCCUUGCCAGGGUUUAGAUGUUUUUUCUUUUGAAGUAAACCUACCCCAAAACAAAGAUCUGAAUGAGCAAACUGAGUUCUUCUUGUUCUGCACAGUACCUGGUUUUGCACCUGUCUAUGAUAACAACAAAGGACAGAAUUACAAAGUGUGCAUGGAAAAAAAUGGAACAAAUCCUAGCCAUGGCUGCGCCAGCCGUUUUUACUCCACACUUUCAAAGUACCGGCCAAAUGCAUGUCCACAGGCUUCCAUGUGUAUAAAAAGAGACGGAUGAGGCUCAGUUCCUUAACACGUAUUUGUCCAGCAGAAACAGAGCAGAGGUUCCAACCUCACAGACCAAGGCUUAGCCCAUAAUUCUUUCAGCACUUUAACUGAUGGUACAUAAAUGACAUUUCUUACUAUUUAAAGGGAGUUUGUAAU